Molecule: messenger RNA, 2175 nt
Organism: Phaeodactylum tricornutum CCAP 1055/1
Lineage: Eukaryota; Bacillariophyta; Bacillariophyceae; Surirellales; Neidiaceae
Exons: 1
Coding region: 94-2139 (681 amino acids)
Biological process (GO): carbohydrate metabolic process
Molecular function (GO): phosphomannomutase activity
Source: RefSeq, a predicted model, not a curated record
UAUCCGAUGGUAAAGGGAUCCGACCCAUUCGCCCAACUGAUCCUCCAUUAUUCCGUUUCUAGACGCUGUUGCCUGUGAGUAAUCUGAGAAAUCAUGAGGGUGUGCACAACACAGUACUCUUCCUUGUUCCGCUGGCUCUUUUGGACGACGGCCAUUCCGGCAGCGUUCGCCUGGAGUCCCAUGAUUCCUUCGGAGCCUCGUCGAUCGCAUCACACAACGCGACCAAAAUUUGGUCGCGUUGCUUCAGUUCUGGCGGCAACUGUGCAACCCGACAAAGAUCAGGCCUUUACCACGAAAUCCUCGACGAGAAUUGCUCAGUCGCGCACGGGUAGGAACGAUCAGAGCCCUCCCGACUUUUUGACGCUGGCCUUUGCCAGUACCGAGUGCGACAACGUCAAUCGGCCUCCGUCGCUCAAUGUCUUGAUUCGCAGUAUAGAACAUUUAACAACGGCCUCCGACGGUCACAUGCUGACGGAUGUUCGUGGAGUGUUUGUAGACCAUGCGCGACUGGGGAGCAUCGCUGCUGUCGCGCACGCUAUUGGGCAACUCCCCGUCGGAUCCGUUCCGCCCCUCACACCCCUGGCCGUCUACUGUCUCGGACACGCUUUUGCCUCGCAACUGCUGGAAGACACUCCAGCUGAGGAGAACGUGACCAUUUUGGUGGGACGUGAUCCUCGUAUCCACGGUAUGCGCUUGGCGGACGCACUGGGACGCGGCGCGGAAGCUGCGGAUCCACGAAUUCGCGUCGUCUACACCGGAAUCGCCACUACCCCAGGCUGUGCCAGUUUCGUCCGUAGUGGACGUGCCGACGCAGCUGUCAUGGUCACCGCCAGUCAUUUGCCUCGCGAUCGCAACGGGCUCAAAUUCUUUCGACGGGCCCGCACGCUCGAUGCACGAGUCGGCGAUGACUCCGCUUCGGCCGUUUCCAUUGCCGAUUUGGGAGCUCGCGCGAUACAAUGCGCCACCGAAUGGCAUUCGGCCGGAAUUCUGCCCCCGGCGAGUGGAAAAGACUCUGUCAUGUGCUCGGCGUGGGUAGACUGGAUGCCCUAUUAUGCAAAAGAACUGCGACAAGCCAUUGUGGACCAAGUGGGCCACCAGUCCUGUGACAAGACCAGCGCCAACGACCAGAUAUCACAACAGCCACUGCGCGGUCUCAAGAUUGUAUUGAAUGCGGGCAAUGGAAGCGGUGCCUUCUUUCACAAAAUCCUCCAGGAGUUGGGAGCCGAUACGACCGGAUCCUUGCACUUGGAAUACAAUGGUGAGUUCCCCAACGGUGUACCCAAUCCAGAAUCACCUGCCAUGGUAUCGGAAACCGAGCAAGCCUGCGCUCUGGUAAAAGCCGAUCUGGGAAUUUUACUCGAUACGGAUGCUGAUCGGUGUGGCUUUGUGGUACCUAGCCGUCACGACAAGAAUACGUACGAGCCUCUCAAUCGCAAUCGCCUGAUUGCCCUUUUGGGCGUAAUCAUGUCCCGGUCCUCUCCGGGGAGCGCCAUUGUGACCGAUUCGGUAACGUCGGAAGGACUAGCGACAUUUUUACAGGGAAGUCUAGGUCUACAACACGUGCGAUACCUCAAGGGUUACGCCAACGUAAUCGGUAAGGCUCGAUCACUCUCGGAAUCCAACGUGGUCGCUGCGAAUUUGGCGAUUGAAACUUCGGGACACUGUGCGUUUCGUGAAAAUGACUACCUCGAUGAUGGCACCUACUGUGCCGUCAAGGUGCUAAGUUUGAUGGCUCGUGAGCGAGCGGCCAACGCCAAAUCCAACUUGCUGGAUUUGAUCGCCGAUUUGGUGGAAUUGGACGAAGUCGCCGAAUUACGAAUGGCGACGCUGGACGACUCUUUGGAUACAAUGCAGCAAGUGUUUGACCUUUGCGCUCUGGAACUGGAGCGUCACGCACAAAAUUCGGAUAUAGAGUGGGAAAUCGAUGUGGACAAUCUGGAGGGUAUUCGCAUCCGAAUUGGUGACGGUCAGUUCUUUAUGCUACGCAAGAGUCUACACGAUCCCAUUAUCAGUCUACAAAUCGAAGCCAGCAGCAAGGAUAUUGCCAGGCGGCGAAUCAUGGUUCCGAUAAUCGAGCUAUUCGAUUCCUUGGAACAGAUUCAAGCACAACUCGAUCUCUCUGUGUUGCGCCAAUUCUAAUUUUUAAACUGCUUAAAAAAUAGCAAGAAAGCACAA